AGAAGAAUUUGUAACUAAAAUGUAACCUACAAAAGUCCGCCAAAACCCGGAAGAGUGAAAAAGUAUUCAAGAUCCUACAUUUCACGAUUGAGUUUCUUCUCUGUUCAAAACAUCAUCUUCAAUGGCUUCCAACAAAGGAAAGGACAUCCUGAUUGACCUCACCUGAUCCUCUCCUUCGGACAAUGGCGAUGAAGACGAUAGCUGCGACGAUUCAUCUUCAUUUUCAAGAAUGUGAGUCAAUCCACGAUGAAGAAGACGAUGUUUAUGAGUUGGAUGAUGACGUAUCCGACGAGAAUGAUUUUUCCGAUGAUGGCUGCAUUGGAGCUGAUUAUGACGACAAUCAGUCUCUCUCUAAUCGAGUCAUUCACUUUCUUCAAGGAAAACAUGAUUUGCAAGAGUUAAGCCUUAUAGCUUGCAAAUCCUAUUUGAGAAGACAUGACCUUAGAGUGUCGGGGAACAAGGAUGAAUGUAUUCGUAGGGUACAGGAGCACUGGAGUUUUGACAAAGUGACAAGGAAAGGUAAACUUCUUGGGAAAAGAACAAUUGCUGGACGAGUCGUAAAAGAAAGCUAUGGUGCAGCAAAGCAACAACAUACAUUCACAAUAAGGGCGUAUUAUUGACAUUACUAAGCCUAUGUAAGCCUCUAAUAUUAUGUUCAUUAUUGACUAUUACACUAAGAUCUUGUUCUCUCCUCCGCCUAGUCAAACAACUAAAAAGUUGGGAACAACAGAGCCUAAAUCUUAUUGCAAGUUCCUGGAACAUGAAUGAUGCUUUUAGGAAUAAAUUUAUAUCAUUCAUCUCCACUCAUCAAACCCUAGGGGAGUGGUAGACUAAUCUGUAUAAGGAAUACUUCUUUGCUAGUGU
This is a messenger RNA of Amaranthus tricolor (Joseph's coat), 864 nucleotides long. RefSeq names its product zinc finger CCCH domain-containing protein 62-like. Lineage: Eukaryota; Viridiplantae; Streptophyta; Magnoliopsida; Caryophyllales; Amaranthaceae. Bases 183 to 620 code for a protein of 145 amino acids. The transcript is spliced from 4 exons. The record is from RefSeq and is a predicted model, not a curated record.